CCCGUACGCCGGUGUCUCCCUGGGUUGCGCAAGACGCCAUUUUGGAGUGACAGUGAAAAGAUAACGGAAAGAUCGAGAAGCUGUCUUUCUAAAAGCUUCGUCACCAUGGGGAAUAUAUUUACCAGCUUAUUCAAAGGCCUGUUUGGCAAAAAGGAGAUGAGGAUUCUUAUGGUCGGGCUCGAUGCUGCUGGAAAAACAACCAUCCUAUAUAAACUGAAGCUCGGAGAGAUAGUCACCACCAUUCCCACCAUUGGUUUUAACGUUGAAACUGUAGAAUACAAGAACAUCAGCUUCACGGUGUGGGACGUGGGCGGUCAGGACAAAAUCAGGCCGCUGUGGCGCCACUACUUCCAGAACACUCAAGGUGAGGAGAACCGAGUCAGAACAUCAUGGCCUACAGGAGGCCUCAGUGGUGCAUCAACAAUUAGUCAACCAAUGAUUCAGAUGCCAUUGUUCAGAUUGCAGAGGGCUUAUUGUGUGAAAUUGAAUUCUUCAGAUUAUGUGAAGACACUGUCGGGUGUUUCCUUCUGAUGAUGCAACACGCGGGUAGAUUCUCCACUGAGCUGGUAUUUAGUGCUAGUGUUAAAAUGGUUUGUUUCCUGCUGCUCCACCCAGACACCUUUUUAUAUUUUAGCUUCUCCUCAUUCUCCUCGACAAACAUCACCGUCCACACAUUGAGCAUCCAAGUGUGAAAUUGAACAUGUGAAUCCGUCCCUUUGGUGAUGACGGUUAGAAACAGCAUCAUUAAUAUAAAAACAAGUGUUUCAGAGACUGCAUGCCGUACGAGAGAAUAUAUUGGUGCUUCAGGUUUCCCAGCAUGGGUUUUGGGACCACUUACAGGGUCCCAAGAUUAAUCUCAGAGGUCACAAGAUGAUUUAAAGGAUAUGAAAUUGAGAUAUAUAUAUGUGUAUAUAUACAUAUACAUAUAUAUAUGUGUUAGUAAGUUUUCUGGGGAAAUACUCUCACUAGAUAUUCAAAUAAAACAAUCUGAAGUGGAAAGAAAUCCCUCUUUGUUUGAAGUGCUAAAUCAUGUCCUUACUAACGCCAUAAUAAUCUGUGAUGGCGUUCACAAGUAGACUCACAAGCAACAAUAGAAAAGGACUCUACUAUUAGAGUUUUGUAUGCUUUUAUUGACUUUAAUGGAGGCAUGUAGGCAACAUAUCUGCCAGCUGACACCAGACUACUUGGUCUCUUUUUGACCUUUAACUGUCUCUGAUUGGCCAAAAGAAGCAGCAGGUCUUCUGAUUUAAACUUUAAAGACAACACGUGAGAUACUUUUUGUGUUUUUUAGCAGUUUAGAGAGUUAAACCUUAAAUAAUAGUGUGACACCGAUGCUUUCACUGAGGAUUGAUGUAUAUUUUGAUCACAGUAAAGGUCUGUAACUCAACAGUGAUGCUGGUGUCACUCCUUCACAGGCUGCUGCUGUUCGUGUGACGACUUCGUCCAUAAUAAUAACGUGUUUGCACUUCUAGUAAGCUACCGGGAUGAGGAAACACUUACCAACCGUGCUGGUUCAUAAACCAGGAAGCUCACUCUGGAUCCUCUCUUGCUUCAUGUUUUGUCAAAUAGCAACAAAAGAAUCUCACGAGAAACUUUACAGGUUUCACUCCGAGAGUUCCUGGGAGAGCAUAAAGUGUCUGCUUCCUCAACAUGCUGCUUUUACACCAUUUAUAAGAGUCACGGCUCAAGCUGUCGGAUGCAAGAAGUCAAGUGUUUGUCGACUUUAAUUUAAACAGACCUGUAGUUACAGAGUGAGCUUAUUUUAAAUGAGCUGGUUUCUACACUUGAUACCGGAGCUGAGUUUUAGCAGUUUAAAUAUUUGCUUUGUGAGAAUAAUCCUCUAAUGAUUUUGGUUUAUUAUUUAUGGUAAUUGCCACAUAAGAACCAGAGUUUUGUGUUGCACUCUUUCAUAUUUUUUUGUUUUCCAGUCAAAGAGACUUUUAAUCAGCAGGAAGAAUUUGUACCAAAUAAAUUAUCAAGAGAACAAAGUCACAGGUUUUGAUCUGCGAGAAGAAAAAUGAUUCAACAUGUCUGUCUUUUUAACUACUAAUGCGGAUAUAUACUGUUUUUAACUACAAAUACGGAUAUAUAUACUGUGUUUUUAACUAAUACGGAUAUAUACUGUGUUUUUAACUACUGAUACGGAUAUAUACUGUGUUUUUAACUACUGAUACGGAUAUAUACUGUGUUUUUAACUACAGAUGCGGAUA
Anarrhichthys ocellatus (wolf-eel) is the source of this 2210-nucleotide messenger RNA. Its product is annotated as ADP-ribosylation factor 1-like 2. The transcript is spliced from 3 exons. Gene Ontology annotation, molecular function: GTP binding; GTPase activity. Lineage: Eukaryota; Metazoa; Chordata; Actinopteri; Perciformes; Anarhichadidae. The record is from RefSeq and is a predicted model, not a curated record. The coding region runs from base 106 to 531 and encodes 141 amino acids.